AUGUUCGCCAAGUACAUGGUCCCGGCUCUUGCCGCCAGCGCCUCCAUCCAGGGAGUUGCUGCCGCUGGCAACCACCGUCACCUUCACCAAAAGAAGGAUUACCAGGUUGUCGCAACUGAAGUUGAUAUCGCCACGCAGUGGGUCACGGUCACGGUCACUGAGGGCUUCGAGCCGACGUCGACCUCGGUGGCAAGCUCUUCAGCUCCGGUAGUUAACCCUGUUGAAAGUGCUUCUACCACUCCGGAGUCGGUUCCUGUUGCUGCGACUCCUUCUACCAGUGACCCUGUUGCUGCCGUGGCCACUUACACGACCACAUCCACUGACGGAGUUAAGCGUGGUGUUGCUUACAACGACGCCUCCUUCGUGGAUAUCAUCGCUGCCGCGGCUGGCAAUAAAAUCAGCUGGUGCUACAACUGGGGCUCCACCUCGGAUGGUCUCAAGGCCAGCGUCGACUACUCUGCCAUGCUCUGGUCGACGAGGUCUGACUUCAUCACUGUCUGGGAUACCAACGCUCAGGCCGCCAUUGACGCCGGCUCCACCGCCCUGCUCAGCUUCAACGAGCCCGACAACGGCGGACAGGCCAACAUGGAUCCCGCCAGUGCUGCUGCCGGUCACAUCCAGUACAUGAACCCCUACGCCUCUAAGGCUCGCAUCAGCUCCCCCGCCAUCACGAGCAGCCAAGAGGCCGGCCAGGGCACCGACUGGUUGGAACAGUUCUUCACCGCUUGCAACGGACAGUGCUCCGUCGACUUCUGCGCCGCCCACUGGUACGGACCCGGCGGUGAGGAAGGCGCCGACGAGAUGCUCGCACACCUGCUCAACGUCCAAACUGCCUGCCAGGGCAAGAACGUCUGGUUGACCGAGUUCGCCACCGUCAGCGGCGACUCCUCCACCUUCAUGACGAGAGCUCUCGACCAGCUCGACAACAACCCCACCUACUCCUUCGUCGAGAGGUACUCGUACUUCUACCUCGCCGCCGGCAGUCUCAUGGACUCGGCCACAAGCCUCAGCACCCUCGGCCAACUUUACGCUUCAUCGUAGGGGAAGGAAUUCGCUAGCCUUGAGCGGUCCCAGUUCCUUUCCACUUCUUGUAGCAAUUUUUUCAGCGGCGCACGGAGAGGGAGGGGAGGCCGGCCUUGCUGGGCCUCUCUCGUGUUUGGGGAUUACAAAAACCAGUUCUUUUCACUUCUCUUGUAAAUACUUCCGAUGACUCGCGACAGAGUGUCCUUUGGACACAGAAGUCUAUCUAUUAGGAGGUUGUUUUGAUGAUCAUGCAAGUAAAAGGAUUUUUACAAAAUCUUUUUUUCGGUUCGAUGUUUAGAUUACGGACAGCGCAGCGCAACCUCAGGAUCAGGAUAGAUUCAUGAGCUACGAACACAAGACAAUUAAGACGAACUUAAACGCG
Messenger RNA from Pseudomassariella vexata, 1405 nucleotides. RefSeq names its product glycosyl hydrolase catalytic core-domain-containing protein. The coding region runs from base 1 to 1041 and encodes 346 amino acids. The record is from RefSeq and is a predicted model, not a curated record. The transcript is spliced from 2 exons. Gene Ontology annotation, biological process: fungal-type cell wall polysaccharide metabolic process. Lineage: Eukaryota; Fungi; Ascomycota; Sordariomycetes; Amphisphaeriales; Pseudomassariaceae. Gene Ontology annotation, cellular component: fungal-type cell wall.